Molecule: messenger RNA, 1317 nt
Organism: Emericellopsis atlantica
Lineage: Eukaryota; Fungi; Ascomycota; Sordariomycetes; Hypocreales; Bionectriaceae
Product: endoplasmic reticulum vesicle transporter-domain-containing protein
Exons: 3
Coding region: 1-1317 (438 amino acids)
Biological process (GO): retrograde vesicle-mediated transport, Golgi to endoplasmic reticulum; endoplasmic reticulum to Golgi vesicle-mediated transport
Cellular component (GO): endoplasmic reticulum membrane; COPII-coated ER to Golgi transport vesicle; endoplasmic reticulum
Source: RefSeq, a predicted model, not a curated record
AUGCCUCCCCGAUCCAGAUUCACAAGGCUUGAUGCCUUCACCAAGACGGUCGACGAAGCCCGCGUACGAACCACUAGCGGAGGCAUAGUGACAAUUGUGUCACUGCUGGUGGUGUUGAUCCUGGCGUGGGGUGAAUGGGCGGACUACAGGAAGACGGUGAUACAUCCCGAGCUGAUCGUGGACAAGGGCAGAGGCGAACGCAUGGAGAUUCAUCUCAACAUGACAUUCCCCAAGAUGCCAUGCGAAUUGCUGACCUUGGACGUGAUGGAUGUGUCGGGCGAACAACAACAUGGCGUCAAGCAUGGAAUCAACAAAGUCCGUCUCCAACCUCUGUCAAAGGGCGGAAAGGUCAUCGACGUUAAGACACUCGCUCUUCACGACGAUUCGGCCCUUCAUCUGGAUCCCGAGUACUGUGGCGACUGCUACGGAGCACCCAGCCCCUCGAACGCCGUCAAGCCAGGCUGCUGCAACACUUGCGACGAGGUCAGGGAGGCCUACGCACAGGCUUCGUGGGCUUUUGGUCGAGGCGAGAACGUCGAGCAGUGCGAGCGUGAACAUUAUUCUGAGAAGCUGGACGAACAGCGUGCUGAAGGCUGCCGUAUCGAGGGCAGUCUCCAAGUGAACAAGGUUGUUGGCAACUUCCACCUGGCCCCGGGCCGCAGUUUCAGCAACGGCAACACGCACGUGCACGAUCUCAAAAACUACGUUGAAACGCCCAAGGGUCAAAAGCACGAUUUCACCCACAUCAUUCACUCACUGCGUUUCGGGCCCCAGCUGCCCGAAUCCAUUGCUCAGAAGAUUGGCGGCAAGGACGUCUUUGGAAACAACCAUCACACCAACCCGCUGGACGGUACUCGACAGGACACUAGGGAUCCCAACUACAACUUCAUGUAUUUCCUGAAGAUCGUCCCGACGUCCUUCCUACCUCUGGGCUGGGAACGGAAGGUUCAGAAGAUGACGAGCUACCUCAGUCAGAACGCUGAGCUUGGCAUGCUGGGCACUGCUGCAGACGGUAGUCUUGAGACCCAUCAGUACUCUGUGACUAGCCAUAAGAGGAGCUUGUCUGGUGGCGAUGACUCUGCGGAAGGCCACGCCGAACGCCUGCACUCGCGAGGCGGCAUUCCAGGCGUCUUCUUUUCAUAUGAUAUCUCGCCCAUGAAGGUCAUCAACCGCGAGGAGCAGAACAAGACCUUCCUCGGAUUUCUUGCAGGACUUUGCGCCAUCGUCGGCGGCACCUUGACCGUAGCUGCGGCCGUGGACCGUGGUCUCUUUGAAGGAGCGACGAGACUCAAGAAGAUGAGGUCAAAGGACUUGUAA